AUGGAUACCUGCAACUUAGAAAUUCCUAAUAAUCAUUCGAAUUCACGUCAUGUGAAAGAUUAUUUGGAGCUUUUCGAGAUUUGGUGCCUCGCCUGCAAGAGUCUGGAUGCCGAGAUGAAGACUGCACAGUUUCUUACUGCUGUUAGAAAGGAAGCUUAUGCACUGAUUAAAAAUUUGGCAUUCCUAGAGUCACCAAUACAACUGAAGUACGACGAAUUGAAGGAAUUGUUACUAAAGCAUUUCCAGCCAGUCGACUUCGCUCGCCCAACAAAGGCCACGGUGAUUACAGAAAACUGGAGCUUCAUUCAAGCUGUCGCGGAUGUGGUGAUUAUACAUAGACAAUGA
Messenger RNA from Echinostoma caproni, 345 nucleotides. NCBI's taxonomy places the organism in Eukaryota, Metazoa, Platyhelminthes, Trematoda, Plagiorchiida, Echinostomatidae. The record is from the annotation of a GenBank genome assembly.